Messenger RNA from Zingiber officinale, 2149 nucleotides. RefSeq names its product carboxyl-terminal-processing peptidase 1, chloroplastic-like. Gene Ontology annotation, molecular function: protein binding; serine-type peptidase activity; endopeptidase activity. Gene Ontology annotation, biological process: proteolysis. NCBI's taxonomy places the organism in Eukaryota, Viridiplantae, Streptophyta, Magnoliopsida, Zingiberales, Zingiberaceae. The transcript is spliced from 15 exons. The record is from RefSeq and is a predicted model, not a curated record. The coding region runs from base 40 to 1485 and encodes 481 amino acids.
UCGGUUAUCGCGAGCAAACCCAUAGCGAGCUACAAGACAAUGAGAUCGACCCCUUGCUCGCUUCCUCUCCCGCCGGCAUCGCUCGCUCAUCCACGAACCUUCUCAUCCCUCUUAAUCUCCUCCUCUUCCAGAUCCACUAGCCUCAGCAUCUUCGUCGACAAUCACAGACGGCAACUCGUCGGAGACGACGACGGCACCGGCAUCUCGCACCACCUCCGGAAUCUUCUUCUUCGGACCGUCGCCGGAGCCCUUUCCUUGUCCCUGGUAGUCUCGCCUGCCUUCGGUCUCACGGACCCCUCCCCCGCCCUCUGCCGCGAGGAAGACCGCGUGGUGGACCAUGCGGAAGUGAGGCCGGAGUCCGUCACGAACGAGGGGCUCGUGGAGGAGGCGUGGGAGGUCGUCAAUGAGAGCUUCCUUCCAGAUGCCGGAGGCCGGACUUGGUCCCAAGAGAAUUGGAUGCAAAAGAAGCAGGACUUCCUUAGUAGCAGAAUACAAACAAGAUCUAGAGCUCAUGAUAUCAUCAAGAAAAUGUUGGCUACCUUGGGUGACCCGUACACUCGGUUUCUCUCUCCAACAGAAUUCUCAAAGAUGGCAAAGUACGAUGUUACUGGGAUUGGAAUAAAUCUGAGGGAAGUCCCUGAUGAUAACAGCAAUGUGAAACUGAAAGUGUUGGGAAUUAUACUAGAUGGCCCUGCUUAUUCUGCUGGAGUGAGACAGGGGGACGAGCUAUUGUCAGUUAAUGGCGUAGAUGUUAGAGGGAAAUCAGCAUUCGAUGUUUCCUCCCUGCUACAAGGUCCACAGGAAACAUUUGUUGUGAUUAAGGUUAAACAUGGAAAUUGUGGCCCCAUACAGUCUAUGAAAAUUGAGAGGCAACUUGUAGCCCAUUCUCCUAUUUUCUAUCGGCUGGAAAAAUUGGAAGCUGGAGACAUCUCAGUUGGAUACAUACGCAUAAAAGAAUUCAAUGCCCUGGCAAAGAAAGAUUUGGUGAUAGCACUAAAACGACUCAAAGAUGCUGGUGCAUCAUAUUUCAUUUUGGACCUUAAGGAUAAUCUUGGUGGUCUAGUGCAGGCUGGAAUUGAGGUUGCUAAGCUGUUCUUAAAUAAAGGAGAAAUGGUCAUCCAUACAGUCGGCAGGGAUCCUGAAAUCCAGAAGAGUAUUGUUGCAGAAAACACACCCUUUAUUGCUAGUCCUCUCAUCGUCCUGGUUAAUCACAGAACUGCAAGUGCAAGUGAAAUUGUCACUACAGCGCUUCAUGACAACUGCAAAGCUGUUCUUGUGGGAGAAAAGACUUUUGGCAAGGGAUUAAUUCAAUCUGUUUAUGAGCUUCAUGAUGGAUCUGGUGUGGUUGUCACCGUAGGAAAGUACGUCACACCCAAGCACAAGGACAUCAAUGGAAAUGGAGUAGAACCUGAUUUCCAGCGCCUUCCAGCUUUAAAUGAGGUGAUCAGUUAUCUUUCACAGUGCCAUAUCGAAGGCAAAAGUUGAAAUAGCAGAUUUUCAAAUGCAGUUUUAGGAAAGGUGGCUAAUUAUCUUUCAAAGUUAAGGGCCAUCAACACAACAUCAUUCGACUUAUUUCAUGUGAUCUAAAAUGUAUCAGUAGAUAACCAUGGCUUUGCAGUUUGCUCUUCCUCUUUCCGACACUGAUGCUACUAUCAAAUUUUCUCCGGUGGAUUAUCUCUGGUGAUAGCAAUGUAAUGUUCAAGUCCAAAUGUCCAACGAAAAAAAUUAUAUUUCAAUUUUAAUCUCCCUAUUAAUAAGCCUCCCAUGUUUCUAAAGGCUUGACUUUGAUAGUUAAAUUGUUUUGUCUCAGUCACAAAUCUCCUAGUAAGAUUGCCCAACUUAUCAUUGAUAGACUCCUCUUCCUCAUGUUUAAGGAGUGCUUAUAUUCGCUCCUCCCCACCCUACCCGAACAACUCAAAUCACUUUGAUUCCUGCUGAGGUUGAGUACUUCAAUUGGAUGGUGAGAGAAUCGUCCCGAUGGUUCUUACUUCAUUUCUAGUGAAGCAAUUAGUGAAAUUUUCUCAACAUCGAUAUCACCCAUCUUCGAUAGAAUGCUAAAUAAUUUGUAAUCUAGAAUCAAUUUACAAGGGCACCUUGUGAUACAAGCCAUGCGUCUUUCUCAGUGAACAAAGUCAAGUUAUUUUUUAAA